Molecule: messenger RNA, 635 nt
Organism: Trichobilharzia regenti
Lineage: Eukaryota; Metazoa; Platyhelminthes; Trematoda; Strigeidida; Schistosomatidae
Source: the annotation of a GenBank genome assembly
GUCAAGUUCAGUAACCUAGAUGCAUUACCAUAAUUUUGCUUUCAUUUGUUUUGAUGCCCUAUUUUUUUAAUUCCGUUUUACAGACGAAUCCGCACCACUCGUUGGUGCGUGAAGAAGUUCUAAUCUUAGGAGGAAGCAUACGAGCGUCAAAUGUUGAUGAGGAGAAAACCACAGCACCACCAAAUAGUUGUAACGGCGUAAUGCCACAUAAGUGGCAUCCUGUCCAACAAGCUUCUAUGAGUUCAAGUAGUGGAGCUGAGACGCAGAUAGCCACGCGAAAACGCUUAACAUGCUUUGUUUCCAAAAGGAGAAUGAACCUCGGCAACGUUCAUCACCAACGACGCCAGACCGAGAAACCUCAAGAUGCUGAAAGCUACAUUAAAAAAUGAUAAUCUAGUUCGGAUGACUGUUGUCUGUCAAUUUCGCCCUUCUGUGUAUUCGCGGGAAUCCGAUACCUUCGAAUGUGGUCAUCACCCCGGAUUAUUUGUCACUUUCGAAAGGAAGGAGGCCUAUGGAGAAACAUAUAUGUGCUGUGUACGCAGAUGGGACCUACUGAGAUUAACGGAGGACUACUCAUCUGAGCUACCUGUACAUCUGAAAUCUAAUUUUUGUUUAAUAAACAAUUUUUCAAUGAA